AUGAACCUGACAGAAUUGAAUCUCUCGGAUCGCUGUGAGCAUUUCUCCUGUCCAGAGAGAUCUGUAUCUCCUGCAGUUUAUAUCUUACUGUACGUGUGUUCAGCUGCUGUGGUUCUUCUAACAAUGUGUGGAAAUCUGCUCGUCAUCAUCUCUGUUCUUCACUUCAAGCAGCUUCACACACCGACCAACAUGCUCGUGCUCUCUCUGGCCGUGUCGGAUUUCCUUGUCGGUGCUUUAAUAAUGCCAUUUAUGUUAAUCUGGACGAUCGAGUCGUGUUGGAUUUUCGGAAGAGGAUUCUGCACCUUUUUUUUGUUAGUAGGUGGUGUCCUUAUAACCCUGUCCUUAUAUAAUAUUGCUCUGAUUGCUGUGGAUCGCUAUUUGGCGCUCUCAAGCCCAUUUCUCUACACAAAAACUAUCUUUAGGAGGACCAUGAGCAUUGCAGUUUAUUCUAACUGGUGUAUGUGUCUGGUGUAUGUCAUAACAUUCUUUUAUUUUAAUGGAAUUUUCAUGGAUUUUCUACUGUGUCCUGGAGAAUGUGCUUUUCUCAUAAAUGAGGUUUGGGCUUUUCUCGAUCUUGUUGUAUCAUUUAUUUUUCCACUUUCUGUCAUAAUCAUAUUGUACAGUCGGGUUUUUCUGAUCGCUAAGAAACACGCCACUGCUAUCAGAGAGCUUAAUAAUCACACACGAGCUCAAACACAGAAAAUCACCUCCCACUCCAUGAAAUCUGAGAGAAAAGCAGCCAAAGUCCUCGGUAUUUUAGUGGCCGUGUUUAUCGUGUGUUUACUGCCAUAUUAUAUUUACAGUUUAUUAGGUGACGUUAUUGAAAUACACACAGAAACAAUUCAGAAAGUUUUUAUCAUGCUUUAUCUGAAUUCCACCAUUAAUCCAUUUAUUUACGCUCUGUUUUAUCCGUGGUUUAGGAGGUGCAUUAAAUUAAUUAUAACUCUGCAGAUAUUCCAAACAGAUUCUGCAUUAAUCAAUGUGCUUUCAUGA
This is a messenger RNA of Silurus meridionalis, 993 nucleotides long. RefSeq names its product trace amine-associated receptor 6-like. The coding region runs from base 1 to 993 and encodes 330 amino acids. The transcript has a single exon. Gene Ontology annotation, biological process: G protein-coupled receptor signaling pathway. Gene Ontology annotation, molecular function: trace-amine receptor activity. NCBI's taxonomy places the organism in Eukaryota, Metazoa, Chordata, Actinopteri, Siluriformes, Siluridae. The record is from RefSeq and is a predicted model, not a curated record. Gene Ontology annotation, cellular component: membrane.